Trichosporon asahii var. asahii CBS 2479 is the source of this 600-nucleotide messenger RNA. RefSeq names its product diphthine synthase. Gene Ontology annotation, molecular function: diphthine synthase activity. Gene Ontology annotation, biological process: protein histidyl modification to diphthamide. Bases 1 to 600 code for a protein of 199 amino acids. The record is from RefSeq and is a predicted model, not a curated record. The transcript has a single exon. NCBI's taxonomy places the organism in Eukaryota, Fungi, Basidiomycota, Tremellomycetes, Trichosporonales, Trichosporonaceae.
AUGACCGCGCUCGGCUCGACCGGCCUGCAGAUGUACAACUUUGGCCAGUCUGUCUCGCUGCCCUUCUACACUGAGACCUGGACGCCGGAUUCGUGGUACGACCGUCUCGAGGAGAACGUGCGGUACGGAAUGCACACGCUUGUGCUGCUCGACAUCAAGGUGCGCGAGCAGAGUGAGGAGAACAUGGCUCGCGGACGCCUGAUCUACGAGCCUCCCCGCUUCAUGAACCCGGCUCAGGCGUUCUCGCAGAUCCUCCUCACCGAGAACAAGCGCACGAACCCCCCGCCUCCCGAGGACAGCGACGACGAGGCGGUCGCUCCCGGCGACAAGUUCCUCAAGCCCGAGGAGACGCUCGCCAUGUCCCUCUCGCGUAUCGGUACGCCCUCUCAGCGCAUCAUCGCCGGCACGCUCAAAGAGCUCUCCGAGCUCACGGAGGAGGACUACGGAGCUCCCCUCCACUCGGUUGUCAUCGUCGGCAAGCGCAUCCACCCCCUCGAGCUCGAGUUUGCCGGACGGUGGUGCGUCGGCGGCGAGAACGGCCAGUGGUGGAAGGUCGCCAAGGACGUCUACGGCGUCGAGCGCGAGACCUUUGACUACUAG